Messenger RNA from Lineus longissimus, 5538 nucleotides. RefSeq names its product sorting nexin-12-like. The record is from RefSeq and is a predicted model, not a curated record. Gene Ontology annotation, cellular component: retromer complex; early endosome membrane. The transcript has 4 exons. The coding region runs from base 2 to 505 and encodes 167 amino acids. Lineage: Eukaryota; Metazoa; Nemertea; Pilidiophora; Heteronemertea; Lineidae. Gene Ontology annotation, molecular function: phosphatidylinositol-3-phosphate binding. Gene Ontology annotation, biological process: endocytic recycling; late endosome to Golgi transport.
GAUGGCGACUGCUCCAACCAGCCAAAAUGCCACUGCAAGAAUACAAGCCAACAAAAAACAAACUUUAGAAGAUGCAUAUGGGUUGCCGGCCAAUUUUCUAGAAAUAGACGUGGUUAAUCCACAAAUACAAGGAGUUGGCAAGAAAAGAUAUACUGACUAUGAAGUCAGAAUGCGAACAAAUUUACCUGUAUUUAAGCUGAAAGAGUCCACAGUACGAAGACGAUUUAGUGAAUUUAAAUGGUUACGAAAUGAAUUAGAUCGAGAUAGCAAGAUUGUGGUGCCACAGCUACCCAGCGAGGCUCUAAAAAGACAAAUCUCCCUUUGGAGUGACGACAGCAUGUUUGAUGAUGACUUUAUUGAGCAGCGACGAAAGGGAUUGGAACAGUUUGUCAAUCGAGUUGCAGGCCAUCCACUUGCACAAAACGAGAAGUGUUUACAUAUUUUUCUUCAAGAGCCAACAAUCCCGAAAGACGGCUUUGUACCUGGAAAAGUUCGUACCACUUGAAAGGGUUAAGGAGGACUGGACUCAAUUUCAGUAGAGAAACACCCAUCUCCAUUGAUCAUAACAAACUGAUUUGGUCACAUGUCACGAACUUGAGACUCAUCACGUAACAUGGUAAAAAAUCAUCAUUUUGGAACCGAUUCUUUUUAAAAAAUAAUUUUUUGAGAUAUUUGUAAUGAGCAACUUUGUUUGACUUGUAUUGUUUAAUGGAAAAUGGAAUACAGCGUUGAUUUUCUCUCUUUUGGGGAGAAAAAUUUUUUUUGCAAUUUUUUGAGAAAUUUCUAAAUGUAAACCCUCUUAAAUCUCUCACAUUGGUGCGAUCAUAUCUUGUUUCCUGAUUUUAUCGGAAGAACCAUGUCCUUCAUGUCGGGUCCCCAGUUCGUGACUUGCCGCCAUUUGAACUCAUCCACAUCAGCCACACAUGCAUAUGCAGAGCUAAAAUCAAUGAAUGAUCUUUCUCGGUAGGUUUCAUCAGGUUUGGUUUCGACAUAGACCCAUGCCAACCUUGUGUGUUUUGUGGACCCAGGCAUUGAUUUUAACUAGCUUUGUGUGUGUGUGUCUUGAGGCUACUGGGUGAUUGAGGCUAAACAUGCUAAAUGAAUAGCCUUGUCCUGGAAUAAAAACCGGCAGAUGGAUGUGCUGAAGAAUUGUUUUGAUGAAAAUACAUGUAUGUUACAGGAGAUCGAAGUUAGUUAAAAUUGAAUUCUGUAAUUGUGUGCAUUGGUCAGUGUCUGUGCCACGUUAAUGUACAGCGACUCUUGUUUUGCAUGCUGUUGAUCCAAGUGCUGGUAAAUGCAUGAAUCGAAGUCGUGCCGAACUGACUGAAUUUCAGAAAACUAACAGAUAUUUUAACCAAAGCAUUUUGCUUCAGCACAAAGACCGUUAAUGAUUAAUUUGAUGAAUGAUUAACUUGAUUUUCUACUAUUGGCCGAAAACUAAAAAAUGUAAAAAUACUGUUUGAUGUAUUUUUUCUACUUGGCUGUGUUGUGAACUCAUUGAUAGUGCAGAAAUGUGAAAUCAAAAAUAAAUCAAGACUAAUCUAUCAGUAAAAUGUUUUAAAAAUUGAUUUCACAGCGAAAGUUGGUCAAAAACUCAUAUUGUACAUAACUUAGACCAGUCUAACAAAAUGAUAUUGUCAUCACUUUUAGCACUUGCAGUCAAGAACUGAUUAUUCUUGAUGAGUGUUGGAAGUAGCAAGAUGAUAUUGAUUAGAAUUGAAAUUAAUUAAUUCAGCAAGAUGUCUAAUUUCUGUGUAAAGCCGUUUACUCACUCCAUCAAUAAAUCAUAGCAACUGACCAAAUUUUUAGGGCUUGUAUACACCUGUGACCUUUCUAGAACGUUUCUGCAACAAAUCAGAGUUAUUUGUGCAACAAAACAUAGCUAAACGUUUAAGAAAUGUUACACAAUGUCAUUGAAUGUGCACAGGACUCGACUUACUUGAAACGUUUUGAAAACAGUUUAGAAAUGUUGUGGAAGAAUUGACAAACCAAUUCUUCUACAGCACUGUAUACACAAAAAAUGUUUUUUGCUCAACCAGUCAGUUCCAACAAUUCUGCAACACGGCUCAAAGUGUUAUAGAAAAGUCGCAGGCAUAUAGAGAGUUUUGUGGUUUCAAAUACUUUUGGUCACAGAAUCAUUGUUCAAGUGUUGGAUACAUCAACUAGAUAUGUCAACGUCAACAAGGUUUGAAAUAAGUGGUGGGAUGAAGCAGUCUUCAUCUUCUUCAGCGUUGGAUUCAGCAGUAUUCUUCCUCCAAGGCUGAAUGAGCGUUUCUGCGUGCCACUAAGGUAUUGGUCUAGUGACUACGACUUCGGCCAGGCCUAGUGACGCCAACUUCGGCCAGAGGAAGAGUCCAUGCAAACUACUCAUGUUUCUCACUUGGUGGGGUCUUUAACCUGCGCCGGCAUAGAUACCAGAUACAAGGAACCUCGGUUUUAAGUCUCAUUCAUAGGACUGUGAAGAGCCAGAAAUUUUAGUUCCUUGAUAGCCAGUAGCAGUUUCCUGCACAUUUUUGCCUAAUUGGGCGUGUUCAAACAUGUCAAAUGGAGGUACAGAAUUCAGUGCAUUUCCAUCAAAAUUGCUCGUCAAUUUUCAACAAAUCUUGGAAAUUUGAUUGGCUACACUAUUUACAAGUUCUAUUUCAAGCCUUGUGUCUCAGAAACACUUGGUAACAACUCCAUAAUCAUCAAAUUAUUCACUUGUAGAAUGUAGGCCUUAGUUUUUUGCAUGGUGACUUUGAGUUUCUGUAAACUGUGACAUUUUCGUGAGCGUUUUAUUUUCAUGAAUGCGCUAUCAAAAACACGAACUUAAAGUGUGUGACGCUUAUUGAAAACCUCUUUAAAUUUUGGCGGCGGAUUGAGUCGUUAGUUGAAAAUGAGCAAAUUUGCCAACUUUUAAAUUACAGCCAUUUCAUGGUUUACCAUAUGCAAACCAAGUCAUGUUGCAUAACUGUUUCACUGUCAAGUCAACUGCCGUCUCCAGUGUCGGGCCAAGGAGUCUCCUUCAGUUCGUCAUAUCCAAAUCCUUCAGCGCUUUCUUCCUUAAAGUUAAGGUGUAGUGGUACAAUUAUAUCCUAUACAGUGUAAAAAGGAGGUGGCUGUAAGCAUUAAUGGAAACCGAGGCCAUAAUUGUACCUACCAUCUUGCCUUACAUGUACCCAACUUGUAUAUUUUUAAAGGAACACUGUUUUGAUUGACUAAAUGCUGAAAAUAUAUAUAUGUUUUGUCGCUAGUAAGAUGUAUCGUCCUGUAAUUGUUUUAUUUAUCAAGUGUCAUGUCUGUAUUUACGGCGUCAUUUAGUUGGAGAGGUCAUUAAAAGACACGCUUCGUGAAUAAAUGUACCCUCCUUUAAAUACUAUACCUCUGGAGCCACCUAUGAACAGAAAGUGAACUUCUGUUUCAUGCUGAAUCACAGGCAUUUCCAUGAGAGUUCAUUUUAAAAUUUUGUUCAUACAUGUUGUCAUUUAAAAAACAGUUUUGUUCAUGAGCCUGCCUCAUGUGGGGGAUCAGUGGACAAGUGGUUAGAGAGUCAGUCUUAUAACCAGGAAGUCGUAGGUUCGGUUCUCGGAUAGAUCAACACUGUUUCAUCUUUGUGUCCUUCGGCAAGGCACUUAACCCUACCUGCUCUCUCCACUGAGGAGUAAAUGGGUGCCAGGCUUGCCUAGGAAGUUAACCUGCGAUAGACCAACAUCCUAUCCAGGGGAGUAAUACUCUUAGUUGCUUAAUGCUGGGGAAUCAGGGAUAAGCUCUGGUGCGGGCGAUAGCCCAGCUGACUUUAACUUCUUUUUUAUAACAGCCUCAGGUCCCUGAUUAUUAUAGAUCCUGGCUUGACAAGUGUGUCAUUGACAUCGGAAUUCCUCGGCAUUAUUAGCUGGAACUGUAGGUACACAGCUAAUUCAAGAUAAGUUGAUGUUGACGUCAUGCUAUGUUUACUUCAUAGUAAGUUGAUGUUGACUUCAUAGUAAGUUGAUGUUGACUUCAUGGUAAGUUGAUCUUGACUUCAUGGUAAGUUGAUGUUGACAUCAUGGUAAGCUGAUGUUGACUUCAUGAAGUUGAUCUUGACUUCAUGGUAAGUCGAUGUUGACUUCCUGGUAAGUUGAUGCUGACUUCAUGGUAAUUUGACAUUGCAAAACAUCAGUCACCUCUCCAGCUUUGGUCUACGUCAUGAAGUAUAUAAAUCAUGCAUUGUAAAUUUGCUUGAAUACAUUUUAUACAUGUCCAUCUAUUUCAGUACCAUGCAGCUUUUUAGUAGCCAAGGGUCUGCAUCCAAAAGACUCUGAAGUAGCAACUGUAAGACCUAGUGGCAACUGUCUUGUCAUGUACUUUUGUAACACCCUGUAUAAUUUCUUAAAUCUGCGUAUACUGUCAUUCUGAGUCCGGUUUUGAUGUUGUCUCAAUCAUCUCAAUUUCGCAACCUGAGUAGGAAUGUAUGCCUGCUUCAAGUAAGUUUUAUUUUCGUCAAAUUGUUAUGUUAGGCCUACAUUGCAGUUAGUGUAGAAGUGAUUAGAUGAUGUAUAUCUGCAGUCCGAAAUGGGUGUACAAAUUGUAUCAUUGGGUCUAUGAUGUGUAUCUGCAGUCCAAAAAGGUUUUUUUGUUGAUAACGUCAUCUAUACAACUAACUGUAGAUCAACCUCUGCGUUCAAUUGCCACCAGAUGUUACAGUACUAACUUUGGAGUAAUUGGAUCUUAGAAAUAAAGACAAGUAAAUGCUUUUGCUUCAGUUUUGUACAGAAGGGUAUUAAUGUACACGGAAGUUUUCAGUGAAGGCAUUUACUAGUCUUUAUUCUCAUCAGCCAUUGUCUUGUAUCUUGUUAGUGCAAUCCACUUCUGUAUAAUGCUUGUGCAACGUGAUAUGAAGCCAUGAUUCUCCUUGGAAAUUGUGGUACACAUGUACAAGUGUCUGAUGAUUCGCCUUAACUCUUUAAGCCUGCAAGCCGUUUAUACACGGUCUGCCAUAUUUGAUUUCACAGCCGCAAACCGUAUACUCGCGGUUUUCCACAGCAGGUGUGGGAACAAAAUUAAAGGAGGAGUCCUGAAUUUAUUAUCAUUUGCGAUGGCCUUAAUUUAUGCAUGACUAAACACUUCCUUUAAUGAGGCACUACUGAGCCAUCUAAAAUCCUCCAUUGUUUACAUACAAUUUACAGUAAAACCUCCAUUUGCAGAUACCUCUCUAUUAAGGACAUCCUUUCUAUUAAGGACACUAGCUUUUGGUCCCAAAUUGGUUGUUUCCAUUCGAUUUGACCUCUCUUAUCAGGACACCUCUCUAUUAAGAACAGUACUUGUCAGUCCCGAGGGGGUUGCAAAUGUAAUUUCUCAGGUACUCCACCUUUAACAAAUUAUGGCGAGAUAUUCUUCAUUCUCUGGAGGAGAUUUCCUGAUAAUUUCUGUACAUUAGAUUAGAAUUAGAUGUUCAAGAUGCAAUUUCAUGUAACCAUGGUUACCAGUCAUUAUGGUGAUGGUCACAUCAUUUAGCCUACUCUGUGGUCACUUUACAUCAUUGCGAUGUUGAUUGCUCGAAAUAAACUUAUCAUGUCUUAA